Molecule: messenger RNA, 831 nt
Organism: Colletotrichum fioriniae
Lineage: Eukaryota; Fungi; Ascomycota; Sordariomycetes; Glomerellales; Glomerellaceae
Biological process (GO): mycotoxin biosynthetic process
Source: RefSeq, a predicted model, not a curated record
AUGAAACCCAGCAAUACACCCUACUCCGACGCCCGUCGUAAGGCAGACAUCACCGACGAUGCCAUGACCGACGUCAGCGUAUCGCUCCUCAGCGACGAGGGCAAGCCGUGGAAGCGGGCAGACAUUGAAGACGGCAGACGCUCCCCAUCAUCACGAGCGAGUCAAUGCGCAAAGACCCGGAACCUAUUGCGACGCUGGCGCUGGCUGCUCGAUACCUUUCUCCUGGUCGUCAUCGUCGGCCUGCUUCUCGAGCGAAGGGGUCUCCAAACAUCCAGCACACCAGACAAGCGUCUCGAGCCCGUCGGUGACCUCACAGGAUUCGCACCCAAAUACUUUGUUCCCGACGACCCAAAAGCCCUCUUCACAAACGCAACCCUCCAGGAGCAGUGGCUCUCCAUCGUACCCAAGGGCCUGGGCUACCUCGAAGUAAAGGACCCGAAAGCCCACGACAACCUCCCCGUCCCGCUACCCGAGUUCGCCCCACGCACCGUCUUCACGACCUCGAUGACGCACCAGCUGCACUGCCUGUACGCCAUCCUCGAGAGCUACGCGGGCAUGGCCGUCAACGGCAGCGCCAACGUCGAUAUGCACUCGCAUAUUCCCGAGGGUACGGAGGGCGCGGAGGGCCCGUGGCAUUUGCAGCAUUGUUUUGAGUAUUUGCGGCAGGCCAUCAUGUGCGCUGGCGAUGUCGCGCUGGAAGGCACGCAGACGACGUUCCCGCCUGGGUUUACGGGUAGCGAUGGAUGGGAUGCGAAGCACGUCUGCAAGGACUACAAGCAGGUGUACGACUACCUCGACAAGAACCGGGCUUUGGAUGACCACUGGAUUUGA